CAAACGAGAGUGAGAGAGAUAGAAACCACCGCCAAUAUGAUUACUCGAUCACUUGUUCUCAGUAGUAAAGCAAAGUUCGGUGAGACUGUUCGUUUAUCAUACAUUUGGAGCGAAACACAAACUCAAGAAGGAAAUUUUGUUUGUUUUCACAUAUAUCGUAGUUGUGAAUAAAAUUUUGUGCCUCCAAAGGAUGGCAGCCACCAAAAACGACAGCACCGAUAGUGUGCAAUUUUUCGAAGGAGUGGAGAAACUCCUUGAGAUUUGGUUCACAAGCAGCAGCAGCAUAAACAGAAAGCAGGGCGAUCUUAGGCAGAUUCCUCAAUGGAAGUGGCAAUCGUUACUAAAAAUCGUUCGUUGUGAAAUUAUCAGCAUUUGUCGCACCGAGCAUGUGGAUGCUUAUGUUCUCAGUGAAAGCAGCAUGUUCCUAUCAAAGCGUAGACUUAUCCUUAAAACAUGUGGCACAACUACCCCUCUUCAAUGUUUGGAGCCCCUUUUGGAACUUGUAAAAGAGUAUACUGGCUUUGAAGAAGUAGAGAAUGUAUUUUACUCAAGAAAAAAUUACAAGAAGCCAGAGUUACAAAUAUCCCCACAUCAAGCAUUUGAAGAAGAAGUUGCUUUGCUUGAUACAUUCUUCCCUGCUGGGGAAGCUUAUUGUUUAGGCUCUGUAGAUUCAGAUUGUUGGUAUUUAUACACUUUGAAUAAAGAGAAGUCUGUAGAUGAGCCCAUAGAACCAGAUCAAACUUUAGAGAUCCUAAUGACUCAUUUAGAUCCAGAAGUAAUGUCUCUUUUCACUAGAGAUGUAUGCUCCUCUGCAGACGAAGCAACUCAAAAAUCAGGAAUUGACAAACUUAUUCCAAACAUGAUUAUAGAUGAUUUUUUGUUUGAACCUUGUGGAUAUUCAAUGAAUGGAGUAUCUAGAAAUGGAAAUUACAUGACUAUUCAUAUUACACCAGAGCCAGAGUUUUCAUAUGUUUCAUUUGAGAGUAACAUUCCAGAAGCAUCAUAUGAGGAAAUAAUACGACGUGUUCUAAACACUUUCAAACCAAAAAAAUUUGUUGUGACCAUCUUUGCUAACAAAGAAUCAAUCGCUGCUACUUGUCCACGUGAUUUAGAGCAAACUGAUUAUCUGAAAGGUUCUGGUGAUUGGCUACGUACAGAUGUGCAAUAUUGCCGCUUCAAGAAUUAUGAUUUGACCUGUGCAUUCUAUUCAAGAUUCCCAAGCUGAGGGUUCAUGGACGCUUCAUUUGGACCUAACCAACUAGGAACUAAUGAAGCGCUUAUUAAUAAUUCUAUCCGUUUUCAAACUUCCUUUUCUUUUUCCAAUUCCAUAAAUGAGGCAAACAAACAUAAUCAGUCUAUAAAACAUAUAUUAAAAUCUGAAAAUAUUUACAAAGAACAUGAUCUUGUAUCUACUCAAUAUAUAAAACAUAAUAAUGAAACAAAUCUUAACGAGUGCA
This is a messenger RNA of Bombus impatiens (common eastern bumble bee), 1457 nucleotides long. RefSeq names its product S-adenosylmethionine decarboxylase proenzyme (gene SamDC). The coding region runs from base 191 to 1225 and encodes 344 amino acids. Gene Ontology annotation, molecular function: adenosylmethionine decarboxylase activity. The record is from RefSeq and is a predicted model, not a curated record. NCBI's taxonomy places the organism in Eukaryota, Metazoa, Arthropoda, Insecta, Hymenoptera, Apidae. Gene Ontology annotation, biological process: spermidine biosynthetic process; spermine biosynthetic process. The transcript has 6 exons. Gene Ontology annotation, cellular component: cytosol.